UUUAUCAGUGCGUCGAAGAGGAUAGUUCCUUCGGUAACAAAUACAACUAUUUCAGUGACUGAAGUUGCUAGUGCUAAACCACGAAACAGAAAUUUUAACGAAAACAACGUCGACAACCUUAAACUCCAAUGGACCAAUAAUUAAGCUCAACAAAAAAAUACAACUCCGAUUGCCCACUUGAUAUUAUAAAUGUGUAUCUCCGUCAAACACAAAUCAAAAGCAAGAUGUAUCAGCAGCUAAUCAUAAUUGCCGUCUUCCUCUUCGUACGAAUUUCAGGAUCAGCUUUGCACGGAUCUUGUUUAAUUAACGAAGACUGCGGCACCAUCGACACGUAUUGCAAGGACGGCGUUUGUUCGUGCAAACCGAACUUCAUAGUGUGGUACGACAGUUGUCUGCAAAUAACCACACCUCCGAUGCACUGCAGAAAAAAGGACGAGUGUCAGAAUGUUUUAGGCGCGCGAAGUUUAUGCACGAGAAACAACGUGUGUGCGUGCAGACCGUUUCAUCAUUUGCACAACGGACAAUGCGUCAAAAAUAGAGAUUUGCAUGAUAUAUGCGAACACGACCACCAGUGUUACUGCGGAGUGGACUGUGGCGAUAAAAUAGCCUGUAUUGGACGUAAUUGUACAUGUAAACCUGGACACAAGGCUUAUCGCAGCAGGAGAUGCAUUUCAAUUGAGCCAGUUCACACGGUGGUGCAACACACAAACCUAGUGGGCGGUUCCACAUCAAAUAAAGGACUGAUUAAUAUUUUAACACUAUUCUUAUUUAUAAGACUUUUUGUAAAUAAUAUAUUUUUAUAAUUUAGCAUAAUUAAUAUUUAUAUAUUUUAA
This is a messenger RNA of Aethina tumida (small hive beetle), 833 nucleotides long. RefSeq lists its product as uncharacterized. NCBI's taxonomy places the organism in Eukaryota, Metazoa, Arthropoda, Insecta, Coleoptera, Nitidulidae. The record is from RefSeq and is a predicted model, not a curated record. The transcript has 7 exons. The coding region runs from base 225 to 803 and encodes 192 amino acids.